CGCGACUCAGUCGCACCGCGAUCGAGAGAAGCAGCGGCCACGACAGGUGAGCCGACCAGAGCGAAGACGCGGUCACUCAGUUCGCGAUCCGCGACUUGCCCGUAGCCCGCGCGACAUCCGCGCUCUUUCAGACAUCUCGUUACUCUUCCGUCUCUAUGAGUGGGGACGCAGAAUACAUCACCAAUAAUUACAACAUGCGUAACAACGCCAAGCCGUCCUUCUGGGCGCAAAGGACGAAUAUGGAGAAGAGGCUGUUGCUAGUGGCGGGUGUUGUGUCGUUAAUUGCGAUAGCAUUUCUCGCCGCCUUCCUUGCCACGAUGCUAGUGCGGUCCACGGCCGAUGUCACCGACAUGCCACAGACUAGCGAACUAAGACUUUCCCCGUCAAUGCCGCCAGCUGUCGUCGCAAAGAGCCCCGAAGCAAAAACUUGCAACCUCCCUGGAUGUAUCCAUACAGCUUCGAAACUGCUCAUCAACAUGGAUGACAAGGUCGACCCCUGUGAUGACUUCUAUGACUUCGCUUGCGGCUCUUUCGUCAAGAAUACAAGAAUACCCGACGACAAGACAUCCGUCAACACGUUCUCCAUAAUCACUGACCAGCUGCAGGAACAAAUUCGUGCCUUACUUGACGAACCAAUAACCGAGAACGAACCUCGUCCCUUCGCUUUAGCCAAGACACUCUAUCAAGCUUGUAUGAAUAGAACUGCUAUCGAGUCUCGUGGCUUACAACCUCUACUCAAAAUGCUUCAAAAACUCGGUGGAUGGCCGGUGCUGCAAGGCAAUGCGUGGGACGAGCGUUCUUUCUCCUGGGAUGAAUCUGUUUACCGGUUCCGCUCAGCAGGUUAUUCCGUGGACUAUUUCCUCGAUUUCUCCAUCAGCGUUGACGUAAAGAACUCCACAAAACGAAUCAUCGAUCUCGACCAAGCGUCUCUAGGAUUGAGCAGGGAGUACUUGAACCGUGGCUUCAGCGACAAGCUCGUACUGGCUUAUUACGAUUACAUGGUUGAUAUAGCUACUCUUCUUGGAGCCGAUCGCUCCCGAGCCGAAGUGGAGCUCAAAGAUUCGCUGCAGUUUGAAAUGAAACUUGCCAACAUAUCCUUGCCACUCGAGAAACGUCGUAACGCGACUAGUUUAUAUAACCCGAUGACGAUUGCUGAAUUGCAGCAGAAGUUUCCGAGGAUCCCCUGGCUUUCGUACAUCAACCGUCUCCUGGCCCCACACAUGCAAGUCGGACUCGACGAAGUAGCCAUUGUUAACGUACCAAAAUAUAUAUCCGAUCUUGAGAAUCUACUCGAAAAUACCCCUAAGCGAGUGCAAGCUAACUAUGUGAUGUGGCGCGUGGCGGGCGCGUCGGUUUCCUACUUGACUGAUGACUUGCGCAAACGACAACUGGCUUAUGUCACAGCACUUUCGGGAAAAACUGAACGCGAGAGUCGCUGGAAGGAGUGCGCGGAUACCACCAGCGUCAGUAUGUCCAUCGCGGUAGGAGCUUUGUACAUCCGAAAAUAUUUCAAUGAAAAUUCGAAAGCGAAUGCCUUGGAAAUGGUUAAUGAUAUCAGGCAACAAUUCCGCAAGACGCUUACGGAAGUUGAGUGGAUGGAUGAACAGACUCGUCAAGAAGCUUUAGAAAAAGCCGACGCAAUGGCAUCUCACAUCGCCUAUCCCCACGAAAUGCUGGAUAACGAUAAAUUGACUGAAUUCUACUCUGGGCUGGAAAUGUCGUCUGACAAAUUGAUGGAAUCCGUUCUGAACCUGACGCUUUUCGGUACCGAGUAUCUAUUCAGCAAGCUGAGGGAACCCGUCAAUAAGACCGACUGGGUGACCCACGGCCGUCCCGCCAUUGUCAAUGCGUUCUACUCCUCCAUAGAAAAUAGUAUACAAUUCCCCGCUGGUAUCCUCCAAGGUGCGUUUUUCUCCGCCAAGCGUCCGGCCUACAUGAAUUACGGAGCUAUUGGCUUUGUUAUUGGUCAUGAAAUUACCCACGGAUUCGACGAUCAGGGUCGGCAAUUUGACAAGAACGGUAAUUUAGUAGAUUGGUGGCAAGAAAUGACUAAACAAAAAUACUUAGAGAAGGCUAAAUGCAUCAUAGAUCAGUAUUCAAACUAUACUGUCAAAGAAGUCGGAAUGAAGCUGAAUGGAGUGAAUACUCAAGGUGAAAAUAUAGCAGACAAUGGCGGUAUUAAGGAAGCGUAUUAUGCUUAUCAAGCGUGGAUUCAGCGUCAUGGUGAAGAGGCUCGCCUUCCUGGACUUGAAAAUUAUAGCCCCAGACAGUUAUUCUGGAUGAGUGCUGCCAAUACAUGGUGUUCCGUGUACCGUAACGAAGCGAUCAAACUUCGCAUAACAACAGGAUUCCACGCACCUGGCCGCUUCCGUGUCAUCGGCCCUAUGUCUAACAUGGAAGAAUUCGCUUCGGACUUCAAAUGCCCACUAGGUUCUCCUAUGAACCCAAUUAAAAAAUGCAAAGUGUGGUAAAUCAAUUUUGCGGUCUUAGAAAAUGCUCUCUCGGCGCAUACGGACAACAACAAUACGGACCCUAUCGAUAACAGAACUUAUUUAUGACCUCCCACGGAACUUAUAUACAUUACGCAGUUGUUACUCACUUUAAAGUCAUCCGAAGAAACUUGAAGGGUUCCGACACUUUCGGCACUUGCAGUGUGAAAUGUCAAAUUGUAACAUUCUGAUACAAGAAUCAAUAGUGUUGACAUUGCAAGUAAAUGUUUAGUAUUUACUUAAUCAGAGCAUCAGGAUGUCAGUGCGGCUACUUCUGGUCUACAUGUUAUUGGUAACGACGGUGUGUUUGAACGCAUUCGAGCUCACUGUUUUAAAUGCAUUUCAUAUAUUGUUCAACAUUGUCCUACUUCCGCAUUGGUGAGAUUUUAGACUGACCACUAAGAUUGUUGAUCGAAGGAUAGUUAUAUUUAUAGAUUAUAGACUUUGUACAUCAGAAGUACAAACGCCGAUAAACCUGAUAUAUUACUCUCACCGCCCGAGAUACAUUAGGUACUCCUUAAUUUCUAUCUUAAGUAAGUUCUAAGUCUUAUAUAUCUGGAGUCUUUGUGUACAGAUUUAUUGUAUUUGGACACAGAUAUUUACAUGAGUUCAAUUUUCUUUGAGAAAUGAUCUCACACAUCUGUAUGCGAAGGUUUCAUUUGUAAAAGUUUUUAUUGUACUUUUAUUUAUUACAUAAAUAUAUUUUACGAUCUUUAAUACUGAUUUUUUGAUAAGUAUUAAUAUAGCAAAUUAACUUUGUUAGAAAGUCAGAUUAAGAUUAAAAUAUUGUAAUUACAAUAAAUUAUAUGAAUCAGUAUUUUCACCCGUGAGCUUCCCUGUCACACGCUAUUAGGUGUCUGUGAAGUCACUCUCGAAAUGUUUAGAAAAUGUAAUACAGCAUAAUAUACAAAUAGGCCUAGUGAAGAU
Molecule: messenger RNA, 3416 nt
Organism: Vanessa tameamea
Lineage: Eukaryota; Metazoa; Arthropoda; Insecta; Lepidoptera; Nymphalidae
Gene: Nep2
Product: neprilysin-2
Exons: 17
Coding region: 156-2471 (771 amino acids)
Biological process (GO): protein processing
Cellular component (GO): plasma membrane
Molecular function (GO): metalloendopeptidase activity
Source: RefSeq, a predicted model, not a curated record